AUGCUGAAAUCUCUUCCUCCUUCAGGGACUCGUGACAUGAGAAAGGUCAUCCGUCUAAUAUGGAUUGACAAAAGGAUACCUGACUCGUGGAGCCACGCUAUCAUAAUUCCCCUCCACAAGAAGUUAUCCGUCACGGACCCCAGGAAUUAUCGAGGAAUCUCUUUGUUGCGUGUUAUGUACAAAGUAUUGGAACGGAUUAUCCUGGACCGACUCAUUAAAGAUCGCGAAGAAACAACGCGCGACGAGCAAGCAGGCUUUCGUCCUGGCCGAUCUACGAUUGAACAGGUGUUCAUCGUUAGGAGAGUGAUCGAAAUCUGGCAGCGGUACUCAAAGCCAAUGCAGUUAACCUUUCUGGACUUUGAAGCCGCUUUUGAAUCCCCUCAUCGAGGCCGUCUUCUCAAUGCGCUCCGCGCCGAUGGAGUUCCAGGAUGGUUAGUUCGCUUGCUCGAUGGCAUGAAUCAAAGAACAACUGCAGUUGGAACACCAGCCGGAUAUAGAAUUCCACUCGAGGGGGUAAUUGGAGUUAGACAAGGGGCAGUAGCAAGAUCCUUCCUUUUCAACUUCGCAAUCAACCAUCAUGCGAAGAACAGUCGAUAA
Molecule: messenger RNA, 597 nt
Organism: Necator americanus (New World hookworm)
Lineage: Eukaryota; Metazoa; Nematoda; Chromadorea; Rhabditida; Ancylostomatidae
Exons: 1
Coding region: 1-597 (198 amino acids)
Source: RefSeq, a predicted model, not a curated record